Molecule: messenger RNA, 708 nt
Organism: Triticum turgidum subsp. durum (durum wheat)
Lineage: Eukaryota; Viridiplantae; Streptophyta; Magnoliopsida; Poales; Poaceae
Source: the annotation of a GenBank genome assembly
AUGUCUGCAACACUAUUAAUUCAGAAUUUGUCGACAAGGUGCGGAAAACCGAAGACAGACACACGUGAAAAAGAAAGCGCUAGAAAGAUGGCGAGUGGACACACAACAGCUGCAUCCGUCCGCGGGCCCCGCUUCGCCGGCGCCGGCCGCCGCGGCGCCCUCCUCCUCGCGCUGCUCCUCGCCGCCGCGGCCGCCUUACUCCCAGUAGCCGAGCCUUCCUGCCCCCGAGACAAUUCAGUCGUGAAAGAUAUAAACAAAAUGCACCAGAGCAACUAUGGAAUUGGAGGAUUCUCGCAUAUAACCGUUGCGGGCGCGCUAGCUCACGGCAUGAAGGAGGUGGAGGUGUGGCUCCAAACAAUUAGUGCGGGCCAGAGGACACCGAUCCACAGACACUCGUGUGAGGAGGUCUUUGUUGUCCUCAAAGGGAGAGGCACUCUCUUGCUGGGGUCGACCUCACUGCCGUACCCGGGAACGCCUCAGGAAAUUCCUGUCUUUCAGAAUAGCACAUUCACGGUUCCUGUAAAUGAUCCACACCAGGUUUGGAAUUCUGAUGAACAUGAAGAUUUACAGGUGCUUGUGAUCAUAUCGCGCCCACCUGUGAAGAUAUUUCUGUAUGAAGAUUGGAGUAUGCCUCACACGGCAGCGAAGUUGAAGUUCCCCUUCGUCUGGGAUGAGGACUGCUUAGACGCACCUAAAGAUGAACUGUAG